AUGUACAACGAAAGUUUCAAGACCAGAGUAUCCUGGUCAGGUGUCCUUCGCCGGUAUCCAUGGUCGCGUUUUAUGGAGAAGAAAAUAUUUCUGCGAAAACAGGAGAACGGUCAGCGGCGGCUGACGGCACCGGAAAUGACGCGAGGUGAGCUGCAACGCGGCAAGGGCGCGGAGAUAUUCCUGGGCCGGUUGCCGCGCGAUUGCUACGAGGACGAGCUGAUGCCGAUGCUAGAGCAGGUUGGCCGACUGCUGGAGCUCCGGCUGAUGCUGGAUUUCUCCGGGUCGACGCGCGGCUACGCGUUCGCGUUGUUCGCGGAUCCGCGGGUCGCCCGGAAGGCGUGUGCGCGUCUCGACGGCUACGAGAUCCGGCCGGGCCACCGCAUCGGCGUGGUCAAGUCGAUGGACAACUGCCGGCUGUUCUUCGGCGGGGUGCCCAAGACGAAAACCAAGUCGGAGUUCCUGGCGGAGCUGACCAAGAUACUGGACGGCAUCACGGACAUCUACCUGUACCCGAGCGCGCACGAUCGCAGCCUCAAUCGCGGCUUCAUCUUCGUCGAGUUCAAGGACCAUCGGGCGGCGGCGAUGGCACGACGCAAGCUUAUACCUGGACGGGUGAUGCUGUGGGACCACGAGAUCGCGGUGGACUGGGCGGACCCAGAGCCGGGAGAUCCGAUCGACGAGGAUGUGAUGGAAACGGUGACAGCUUUGUUUGUAAGGAACCUCGCGCUCGAUAUAUCGCAGCAAAAAGUGAGAGAGAUCUUCCACAGGCACACGAACGUGCCGAUAUUGAAGCUGAAAAAGAUCAAUCACUUCGCUUUCAUUCACUAUGAGAAUCGCGAAAGUGCAGCAACCGUAAUGGACAUAAUGCAGAAACCAAAUAGCAUCAUUGAAAAGGAGGGAUGGGAAAUCCGCUGGGCGAAACCGAUCGGGGCAUCGAAGAUCCUGGAAAGACAACGAUAUAUUCGCGAGGCGGUGGCCAAGUCGGAUGAACAGGGGAUCGAAACACCGCGUCCGAAACGUGGCCAUCGAAAGAAGCACUGCGUCCUGCACAAGAGUCCUGUGAAAGUACAAGAGGAUGACAACAACGUUUCUCUGGCGCAGAUGAGAGUCCUGCAAAACUUCGUCCGGGAAAAAUACGACGCCGUGUGCGACUUCGAUUGCGUACCGAUAUCAGACAUGUCUAAAUAUGUCGGCAGAAUAAUCAUUCGUAAAUAUCAGACAAUCCUGCUCGAGGUUCAAGGCGAACCGAUGGCGUCCAAGCAUGAAGCCAUGAGCGCAGCGUCCGUUAACGUGUAUCAGUAUUUGAUGAAUACGCUCCCAAAUUCGGCGCAGCCAUUCGAACAGCAUUACAUCCAUCCGACAGCAGGCGUUAAUCCCGUGAUCGGAGCGCCGAUCGCGUGGUACCCAGAAAUAGCUCAAAAUUAAUUUUACGACCGCCGACUAUUAUUAUUCCACCGUUCGUUUUUAACCUUUUUUUUUAAUCUGCCGUUGUUGCCCCGAUGUAUAUCUACAGACAAUUGCAUAAAAAUUGUAUAAAAAGAACUGGACAAUUCUUCCAUAUUACUAUUAUCUGAUUUUUAACAUUCAAGUAUUUUAAUAAUAGUAUUGAUUAAUGAAAUAUUCUAGUUGAAAAAUGAUUUUAAAUAACAAGCUCUGAGACAAUCUAUCUUUCACGAGGUGCUCGAGAUAUAUAUAUAUAUUAAGCUUUAAAUUAUUAAAACUGAAUUUUAUGUCGAAUGUUGCGUCGUAAUGAAAUUUUAAUCUGUGUACAACAGAUACAAUUUAUAAUACAUUUAUGAAUUGUAAUAAUAAUAAUAAUACUAUGUAGUAUAAGAGAUUUGUGAUCCAAAAAUUAAUACCAAAUAACUGUUUUGAGACAGUGCGUACCCUCGAAAAAUAUUGAAUAUCGAAUAUAUUUAAAUGUGGAGUAAUUGUUAUAAUAUUUGUAUGAAAUUUUAUAUGUAAUGUUUGAUGAAAUUUUAAUUUAUACAACUGAAAGGAUAAAUCUUAUGAAUGAUAUAUGUAUACGCAGCCAUUUGAGCACCGACGGUCAUUUUAGAAUGAAUCUAUUUAGGUAACGUGAUGAUUUCAUUUCUAAAAUGUAUUGAUUUAUGUAUGAUGAUUUGACAGAAAGUUUGAUACUUUGUUAGGUAGCAGGUUCUAACACACUUUAUAAUUUUUUACUCGUUAUUCUUUCAUGUCAUUAAAAUCUUUACGUUAUAAAUUGCAAUGUUAGUUUAAUAAAUAUAUUUGAUACACAGGAAAUACUGUAUUUUAAAAAAAUACAGUAUAUACAAAAAUAGGUGUUUAAAAUAAAAUAUUUAUUUUAAACAUCACUAUUUCUCUGAACAAAAUAAAUAAAUAAAAUUUCGAUGUUUAGUUCAAUACAUUGCAAAUGACUUUUACUGUUUGGAAUAAUUAAGACACACGUAAUAUGUGUGUUAAAUUCGUAAUGUAUUAUGUGCGUUUUGUAGUUUAAUAAGUUUCGUAGUUUGUGCGUAAUUAGUAUUGCAUAAAUAAGUACAAUUAAUAAUAAAUAUUAAUUAAUUAAUAAUAAAUAUUUUUGUAAAAUUUUCCAAUACUGUCUAUUUCUUUUCCACCUCCGAAUUCCACCUCGUUAAAACUUUGAGAAUG
Ooceraea biroi (clonal raider ant) is the source of this 2634-nucleotide messenger RNA. RefSeq names its product APOBEC1 complementation factor. The record is from RefSeq and is a predicted model, not a curated record. NCBI's taxonomy places the organism in Eukaryota, Metazoa, Arthropoda, Insecta, Hymenoptera, Formicidae. Gene Ontology annotation, molecular function: RNA binding.